AGGAGCAAACCUUUUAACCGGACACUUUUUCUCCUGACUUAUUUACAGCCUAGCUCGGUGCCAUCAUCCGGUGUGAGACAACACGACAGGAAUGUUCCACAAAUGGUAUGCUAAUCUGAGUAAUCGUACCAUCGCGAUUACGAUUGUCAUCUGCAUCUGCAUGCUUUACGUUUCCUACACAUUCAACACAUGUCUGAUAGCGAGCAUCAACCGAACAUGGAAGAAGGCCCACACAAGCUUCACCACAGUAACCACACCGACAGAGGAGACUGACGCACCGCAAAUCAAAAUCCUGGGUUCGAUCGUUCGAAUCGUACCGCUGACCGGUGAUGCUACCGGUUACGAAUCGAAAGGCAUCCUAAAUGCUACCGACGGAUCACCGAAAUAUCGCUUCCUACGCUCGCAAGGUCUACGACCGUCACGACAUCUACCGGAUGCGCUGAUCAUCGGGAUUAAAAAAAGUGGUACUCGUGCCCUGCUGGAAUUUAUCCGACUACAUCCGGAUGUUCGGGCGGCCGGUUGUGAGGUGCACUUUUUCGAUCGGCAUUACGUCAAAGGUUUGCACUGGUACCGGCACCAUAUGCCACCGACGAUCGAAGGUCAGAUCACGAUGGAGAAAACACCGAGUUACUUCAUCACCAAGGAAGCUCCCAAACGGGUCUACCACAUGAAUCCAGGUACCAAAUUGCUAGUGGUUGUUCGAGAUCCGGUGACACGUGCCAUCUCGGACUAUACACAGGCUCGCAGUAAAAAGAAAGACAUGAAAAAGUUCGAAGAACUUGCGUUCCUGAAUGGAACAUCCGGUGGUGUUGUGGACACUACGUGGGGACCGGUCAAAAUCGGAGUAUACGCCAAACACUUGGAACGAUGGCUCGAGUACUUCCCUCUGUCCCAACUGAUUUUCGUUAGCGGAGAACGUCUGAUCGCCGAUCCAGCGGUUGAGAUCGGCCGAGUACAGGACUUUCUCGGUCUGAAACGGGUGGUAAAUGAGAAACAUUUCUACUUCAACUCGACCAAAGGAUUUCCCUGUUUGCUGAAAUCCGAAGAACGUUCCUCGCCUCAUUGCCUGGGCAAAACGAAGGGACGCAAUCAUCCCCGGAUCGAGCCACAGGCCAUCGAGCGGCUGCGGGAAUUCUAUCGACCGUUCAAUCUGAAGUUCUACCAGCUUACCGGAAUUAAUUUCGGUUGGCCCUAGGGAAGAUUAGUGAUUAAAACAUUAGAUAGGUGUACAUAUGUAGUAACUGGAGGAAAUAGAGGAAAACAAAUCAAUUGCAAUCCGUGUAGAGUUCCUAGUUAAACAAGAUUGUUCAGUAAGUAAUAUGAUUCAUGGUCAUAUGCGAAAGAAAGCAAUUCGGACGCACUGAAUCUUUCUAACUGAACAACAAUUCCCAUUUGUCAAAAUCAAAACAAAUAUAAAAACAUAAAACAUUUUCAAUGAUAGCACAACAAAAGAACCAACAUUUUCUCAAAAUAAAGUCCAAAUAUGUCGAAAGCGUCAACUUUUUGUACCAAAAACCAGCAUUAGGAAUCAAAUUCAUUAAGCUUAAUUAACCGUUAAUUAGACAAAACAAAUCAAACAUGAUAAAGUGAUCACGUUUUCGUUGGUCAUUUAGAUAAGUACCAAACUAAAAUAAUAUGUAGUGGUAACAUACUUUCGCACAAUGGUGAAACAAAUAGACACAACACAGCACCUAUAUUCGCACAAAUAAAGCAAAAGAAAAAAGAACUACAAAUGUAGAACAUUUAGUUCAUGUUAAAAAAAAAGUUCUUAAUUAUACAGUACUUUUUCGUUAUUUUAAGUCAUUUCAUAUAUAAAGGGAGAGUUGGCAGCCUAUCAUACUAUCAUAUAUAAUACUGUGGUAUUCUUCGAAAUAACUUUCUUUGAUUCUUAAAAGAAUAACCGAAAUCGGUUUGUUUGACCGUCUACUGAUAAAAACUAUCAAUUGGAAAAGAUUUGAGGUCGAUUUAAAAAACUUUUUACGGUUUUUCGCCCUUUUCAGUGAUGGUAUAUUUUUUUUAAAACACUUUACCCUAUAUUUCCUAUAUAAUUCUGGGAUUACGUAUAGGACCACAAGGCCUUUCAUUUGAACCUAAGUUUGUAAAAAUCGGUCGCCAUCUAUGAGAAAUGUUAGACCACAUAUUUUGAUUUUUUUUACAUUUUACCCCAUAACUCCGGAACCGGAAGUCGGAUCCAAAUAAUAUUCAGGAAUUUUGUAUGGGACCACAAGACCUUUCAUUUGAAUCUAAGUUUGUGACAAUCGGUUCAGCCAAUCUAAGUUUGUGACAAUCGGUUCAGCCAUACACACACAAACAUUUUGUGUACUCGACGAACUGAGUCGAAUGGUAUAUGACACUCGGCCCUCCGGGCCUCGGUUCGAAAGUCGGUUUUCACAGUGAUUGCAUCACCUUUCUAUAUGAGAAAGGCAAAAAUAUUGAAGGAAUUCAUUUAAAUUAUUUUGUCAGAAAUUUAUGAGACCUUCAUCCAAAUUUCAUCUAAAAUAUUUUAUCACUUCAAAUGAAAAAAAAUAACCUCAUUUUUGCGACGACAAUGUUAAUUUUAACGUGAUUACGUCUUACUUUGCUAUGGAGCACCAUUUCAAAAUUUACCCUGUGGAAGAAUAUUCAUUUGAUCGUGAAUAUCUCAAGCUAUACUAGACGCAACAAUAUAACUCUUUCUAUAUGCCUUCGGAAAUAUGAUCAGGAAUUUCUUAUUUGUCAGACACAUAUCAGUCUCGUCAAUUAGGUUUCAGAUUAAAAGAUUCAUAGUUAAAAACUAUGGCUCUGGAACUGAAUCCUAAUUCUUGAUUCUGGAACUGUCGAUUCUUGACUAGAUUUUUAAACUGAAUUUAGUUUCCUAACGUAUGUUCGGGAUUCGAAUCCAGAAUUCUGAUUUGGGAUUUCAACCUUAGAACAAAAUUCAGGAUACGAAUUCUCGAUUUGGAUUCUAAAACUAAAUGUUGAAUCUUAAUUGACUUUUUAAUCAGACAUCAUUCCCUGAAUUCAGUUUCAGAAUUAUGUGAAAAAGUAGUUUUAUUCGUAUUCACGUUCUUCAGUUGUGUCUGUGUAAUUACUCACCCGCCUUUUUAGUUUCAAGAUUUUCAACAUUAAAUUGACAGAACGAUUUAUUAAUUUUAGUUGCUUUGACGUAAAGCCGCCAUAACUGAGCUCAGUUUUUUGCAACGACUGAGUGGAAACAUAUAUUGGAGAAGCUCAGAGACAGGACUCGAACCUGCUUUCUUAUGCAUUCCGUGCAUACGUUCUACCAUUUCGCCACUCUGAACCUUGUUAUUAGACACUCUAACACGCAGUCAGACAUGGUAGAACGUCGACAUUGAACAUGGUCUACAUCCUGGCCGUCACCCGAUCGAUACCAUACACGGAAAAUAAAAACUACGUAUUAUUUGAGUUCUUUUCACUUAAUUUUGGGUUCUUUUGAAUUUUUUCUUCUGUUCGCUCCUUCCAUUGUUGUCAAAAUACAAAGAGCAAAACCACCCAACAGCGAGAUUUUCGUUCAAUAAGCCAAAAUUAAGUAAACCGUACCAACUUGAAAUUAAGUCAAUACGACUCAACUGUAGAGUAAAUAUAACUUACCAUUGAGUAGAUAUAACUAAUCUUUAAGUAUUUUUUUCCACGUGCUUUACGGAAACUACCUAGAGUCACUUUACCAAAAAAUAGGUUAUUGAACGGAACCCCCAAAUAGGGUGGAAUGUACUUAAAAUUAUGUUGUUUUGCGGUUCCGUGUACAUCCAAACAUCUUCUUUGUCCAUCAAACAUUAGUCUUCUCGCUUUAUACCUAUUCUUUCGCUCAAGCACUGAGUAGGAGAGUGUAUUUAUAAUCGCUUGUCAGUGUUACAGGUUCUAUGUUGAACAAUUGGGAAUUUGGCAGCACCCUGUGUCUCGUCUAACGAUUUUGUUAGUGUUUCAGAUCAAUCAGAAAGCAUCAAAAUAUUUCUUUAAAUUUGCUAAUGAUUAAUCUAAUUUCAUCAUAAUUUGUCCAAGUAAUGUCAUUUUGAGAAAAUACUCGUGUUUUACUCAUAUUUGUGAAAGAUACUGAUUUCAACAGGACUCACAAAAUUUAAUUUCAUUUCUUUUUCUGAGGACUUGUAUGGAACCGUAGAUAUUUCUGGAAAACGCUUUGAUUUGUUCAGUGAAUUUAGGUUUAAUUUUAUUUGAAGGGACUCAACUAUGGAUUCCAUAGUAGGAUCACACAAAGGAGCAGUUGAUGAUAGAAUUAAAUUUAGUUUGAGUUCACAUUGUUUUCGAUCUGAGAGCUGUGUCCUAAUCGAUUGGUUGGAAUGACCAUAAGAAAUUUUAUAUCGUGAAUUCGAGAACUAUCGGGAUAAAAAAUUUUGGGAGCGGUUGAAAAUUAUUUAUUGCAGAAACACAACAUGGGUUUAUGCCAAAACGGUCUACGACUUCCAUUAUAUUGUCCUUCACGACGUUUGUGACGAAUGUUAUGUACUGCGGCUUACUAACUGACGUUGUCUACACGCUGCCUUUGGCCAAAUUAACCACGCCAUUACAGUCGCGAUCGUAAUUUGGUUCUAACAUGCUGUGUUGGUUUCGCUCAUACCUUAAUAAUUGCUGAUUAGUAAUCAAGAUAAAUGGCUCUGUAUUCAUAAAGUUUAUCGCUUAAUCUUGGGAUUCCAUAAGGUAGCCAUCUUGGACCUCUGAUCUUACCCCUGUACUUCAUUGAUAUGAAUCGUUCUUUGGAAUGUCCACGCUUUUCUUUCGCUAAUGAUCUCAAGCUAUGCCAAACAGUUCGAAGUAACGAGUAUGCCGUUUUCCUUCAACACUAACUUGGAAUUUGUUGAAAGUGAUGCGAGGUAAAUCGAUUGGCUUUGACGUCAAAAGCCCUCAGCGCCUAGAAAAUCAGUAAAAGAAAACGCUAAGUAUUGCGUCAAGUAUAGAAAUCGAAUUCUCUACAAACAAACUUUAUUUUUCAUUUUUUCUUGCAUGAUAUUAUACACUAAAAUUGGCGAUACAACAUUUAGUAAAAAUAUGGAUUUCUGAACAAAUACUACCCCAAUCAUUUUCUUUGCAUGGAGCAGUAUUAUUCAAAAUUUUAUCAAUCGAAAAAAAUUUAAAUUCAAUUAUGAUAGUUGCGCCCAAGGCACCCGCCAUAAUCAACAAAUUUUCAAGUUCAAUUUUUAUGUAGAAAUUAAAAAAGAAACUGUUUACACAACACUCACAAUAGAUGUAUUAAGGUAUACUAAAAUGUCAGAGUUCGAAAUGUUUAAAUACUUUUCAUUUGCGGUUACCAAAAAAAGGUCAAGUGAAAAAUGACUCAAAGGCUGCUGAAUCUCCCGUAUUUCCAUUGUUAUCAGGGAAAAAUAAAAAAAAAAACGAAAUUCGUGCAGGAAGUUAAAAACAGCGAAACUCAAUGUAACUCGUUCGCCAGUAUUUUUUUUAUUUGGAAAUUCCUGCACUUUAUUAGGGUAAACAAAGCAUAAACGUAAGUAAUGUCCUGGCAACAUGAUGAGUUGAUUUGUCAGCCAAAAUUGUUUGCUAAAUGUGCCACAUUGGUAUCAUACUAUGCACGUCGACAACAGUCCACUUGGAAUAUAAUUAACUUGAAAUAGUUUUUACUAACAUUACUUAUGUAACCUUUUGGAUAAUUGGAUAACUUAGGCUACAUCGAUUAGUCAGAUGAAAAAGCGAAAAUAUUACCAAAAGCAAUGUUAGUAAACACGGUUCUCGUACAAGAGUUGUGAAUCAUUUCGCGAAUUAUUUCAUUUUUUCUAUUCAGUACUUCAAAGAUCACAAAAAGACUAGAUCAAGACCACGGUGUUUUAAUUUGCUAUCGUCGUAGAAAAUAGCACUAAAAUGUCAAUAGAAGCACAUUUUUGUUAUGCUUUCUUCAACCACAAGCUAAAUUAAUUCUCGAAAUGGUUCGCAGCCUAAAGGUAUUCCUGAACCGCCAUGCACAUGCUCAACAAUCCUACAUUAUAAGUGAAAAUUUUUGCGAUACUAGACACUCAACGAAGGCCUAUUAAUUUGCUUGGAAACGAAAUAUAUAAUAUUAAACCCGAAA
This is a messenger RNA of Malaya genurostris, 6034 nucleotides long. RefSeq names its product heparan sulfate glucosamine 3-O-sulfotransferase 6 (gene Hs3st-B). The record is from RefSeq and is a predicted model, not a curated record. Lineage: Eukaryota; Metazoa; Arthropoda; Insecta; Diptera; Culicidae. Gene Ontology annotation, molecular function: [heparan sulfate]-glucosamine 3-sulfotransferase activity. The coding region runs from base 92 to 1195 and encodes 367 amino acids. The transcript is spliced from 2 exons.